Messenger RNA from Cicer arietinum (chickpea), 1998 nucleotides. Its product is annotated as protein DETOXIFICATION 19-like. NCBI's taxonomy places the organism in Eukaryota, Viridiplantae, Streptophyta, Magnoliopsida, Fabales, Fabaceae. The record is from RefSeq and is a predicted model, not a curated record. Gene Ontology annotation, cellular component: membrane. Gene Ontology annotation, molecular function: antiporter activity; xenobiotic transmembrane transporter activity. Gene Ontology annotation, biological process: xenobiotic detoxification by transmembrane export across the plasma membrane.
UACAUAGUGACGUGUAUAUAUACAUAAAUCAUCAUAACAUAACAUAACAUAGAACACAGAUGAAGGAAGAGAAGUGAAGAUCUAGUAAGAUAGUUGAGAUGGAGGCAAAUAGAAAUAGCAUUUCAGAUGACACAGGAACACCUCUAUUACUGCCAAAACAGAACAGAAGACACCAUUGGUGGGACAAAAUCUUGGACAUAGAAGAAGCUAAACAUCAACUUCUGUUUUCACUACCAAUGAUUCUUACAAACUUAUUCUAUUACUUAAUCACUUUGGUUUCUGUCAUGCUUGUUGGUCACCUUGGUGAGCUUCAAUUAGCUGGUGCUACUCUUGCUAACUCAUGGUUUAGUGUCACUGGCGUGGCACUCAUGGUUGGUUUAAGUGGUUCACUGGAAACACUUUGUGGACAAGGAUUUGGUGCAAAGGAAUAUCACAUGUUGGGAAUUUAUCUACAAGGCUCAUGCAUUAUAUCUUUAAUUGUUUCAAUCAUUAUAUCCAUUAUUUGGUUCUAUACAGAACACAUUCUAGUGUUUCUCCAUCAAUCUCAAGACAUAGCUAAAACAGCAGCACUCUAUAUGAAGUUUCUUGUACCAGGAUUAUUUGCAUAUAGCAUCUUGCAAAACAUCUUGAGGUUUUUACAAACACAGUCUGUUGUAAUGCCAUUGGUUAUCCUUUCAGCUUUUCCAGCAUUGGUUCAUGUUGGCAUUGCAUAUGGAUUUGUUCAAUUGACAGGAUUGAGUUUCAUAGGUGGACCAAUUGCAGCUUCUAUUUCACUAUGGAUUGCAAUGAUAUUGUUAAGCUCAUAUGUCAUGUAUGCAAAGGAGUUUAAGAAUACAUGGAGAGGAUUUUCAAUGCAAUCAUUUCAUUACUUGUUUACAAAUAUGAAACUAGCUCUGCCUUCUGCAGCAAUGGUAUGUUUGGAGUAUUGGGCUUUUGAAGUUUUGGUUUUCUUAGCUGGAUUAAUGCCUGACUCACAAAUCACAACUUCAUUGAUUGCAAUAUGUGCAAACACAGAAUUCAUUGCUUACAUGAUCACUUAUGGUCUUAGUGCAGCUGCAAGCACAAGGGUUUCCAAUGAAUUGGGAGCAGGCCGGCCGGAAAAAGCUAAACAUGCAAUGGGAGUGACUCUAAAGCUCUCUCUCCUCCUUGGUUUCUGUUUUGUUUUGAUACUUGUAUUUGGUCAUGAUUUAUGGAUUCAACUGUUUAGUAGUAGUCCUACUAUCAAAGAGGAGUUUGCUUCUGUGACACCCCUGCUUGCUAUUUCCAUACUACUAGAUUCUGUUCAAGGUGUCUUAUCAGGGGUGGCCAGAGGAUGUGGUUGGCAACACUUAGCUGUUUAUGUCAACCUUGCAACUUUUUAUCUCAUUGGUUUACCAAUUUCGUGUCUCCUUGGGUUUAAGACCAAUUUGCAAUUUAAGGGUUUAUGGAUUGGUGUGAUCUGUGGACUGGUGUGUCAAACUGGAACUCUUUUACUUUUGACAAAGCAUGCCAAAUGGACUAAACUGAAUAUCUCAGGGGACAAAGAUAAAGACCAACCUAUUGUUGUUUAACAAUUAGAUGCCUUGUGAAUUAGGACUGAUUAAACCUAUGUUUGAAACCAGUGACAGCUCCUUUAGAUACACCGUGUGAGCAAAUCUAAUAACUUGGAGCUCCAGGCUCAUCGGCGUGUGGUGAAGGGUGAAGACUCAUCAAACGUGAAAGCAAACCCGGGCUAAAAAGAUUAUCACAACUUGUAAUAAACACGAUUUAGUAUCUAAAAAUGUUUCUUGCUCCUAUUCAUGUAGAGAAAAUGAGAACAAUGUAGUGUUGGUGAGUUGCAGACAUAAAUAUUGACACAUGAUUAACAAAGUUUCCUGUUAGGCUGUCUCUAUUUCCAGAAUCUGACAGGAACUCCUAUUGUAGCCAGACAGGAAUAUAUUUCAUCACAAAUUCUAUAACUAGAGAUCAUAUAAAAUUUGGAAAUAGAUUUGAUGCAGUCAAAACACCAUAUUGGAUGAA